Molecule: messenger RNA, 2114 nt
Organism: Nilaparvata lugens (brown planthopper)
Lineage: Eukaryota; Metazoa; Arthropoda; Insecta; Hemiptera; Delphacidae
Product: sedoheptulokinase
Exons: 10
Coding region: 420-1874 (484 amino acids)
Biological process (GO): carbohydrate metabolic process
Cellular component (GO): cytosol
Molecular function (GO): sedoheptulokinase activity
Source: RefSeq, a predicted model, not a curated record
AGAUAAAGUUGGCCGUGGUCACCCCUCUGGAAUGAAUUUUCAUAUCUUAAUUUCUAAUAUUUUCCUUUUAUUUCAUUUAUUGUAAUUAAUCCGGUUUAUGCUUUGAUAAUAAUGUGAGAGUUAUAUAACAUUUUAAAGUAUUGAGAUGAAAAUGUUUUAAAAAUAUUCCUCACUGAAAUAAACAGUUAUAUGUGGAGUAGAGGUUUUGUAGAGGUUAUGUACGAUGCUCGGCUAUUAUCAUAACAAAAUAUUGUUGUGUGUUUUAUGACAUUCUUAUCAAUUAAAUCAAGCGACAUACCACUAAUAGGAUAAUGAUUGCGGGGUCGAAGAAGAGAGUCAAGCCAAAUUAUCCACUCAGUUCUUGUCUGGUUAGCUAUUGAACUUGAAGCAAGGUUCUGAAGACCUAACCCGGUUACACCAUGAGCAGAAGUACGGACCAGAGACUAGUGCUAGGCCUUGACAUUGGCACGACCUCGGUGAAGGUGUGUCUUGUUGAGGCAAACGGAGGUGGAGGUACAGUGUUGGCGAGACAGGCCAAAGACACGCAGGCGGGUGUGCCCAGUGAACUGGGUUGUGAGGGCAACAAGCAGAAUGUGCCCAAGAUCAUGUCGGCACUGCACAUUUGUGUGUCGAGGUUGCCCAGGGAGCUGUUGAGACAGGUAGUUAGCAUAGGAGUGAGCGGACAAAUGCACGGUGUGAUGCUAUGGAGAUACGGUGAGACGGUUGAAGUUGGUGAUUCAUCGUCAUCGUCCCGUCCCUGGUCGCGGAUCGACUGCGAUUCGUCGCGUUACGACGUGGUGGCCGGCUGCGUGUCGUCGCUCUACACUUGGCAGGACUCACGGUGUGAUCCGGCCUUCCUCGCCGAACUGCCUCGGCCGGCCUCCUACCUGCGUGCCUACUCGGGCUACGGCUGUAACACACUGUUCUGGCUUGCCAAAAACAGGCCUGAAAAACUGAAGCGCUUCAACUGCGCAGGUACAAUUCAGGACUUCUGUGUGGCAAUGCUGUGUAAUCUGAGUCGUCCUAUCAUGUCCGUCCAGAACGCAGCCAGUUGGGGCUACUUUGACCCAGUUGCGGGGCAGUGGAACACUGAGCUGCUACAAGAGGCCUCGUUUCCGGUCGACCUACUUCCCACUGUGGUUGACUCUGGUACUCUGGCCGGGUGUCUCGCCGAACCCUGGCAUUGUAUUCCGGCCGGAACACCUAUAGGUGUGGCAAUGGGUGACCUCCAAUGCUCGGUGCUAUCUACGCUGCGGAAUUCCGACGAUGCCGUCCUAAAUAUAUCGACUUCUGCUCAGCUUGCAUUUAUCGCCAACAAUUUCCAUCCAAAAAUGGCAGACGAUAAUUGGCCCGUAGAGUACUUUCCGUAUUUUGGAGGUGAGACGCUGGCUGUAGCGGCUUCGUUGAAUGGGGGCAAUGCUCUUGCUACAUUCAUAUCCAUGCUACAGCAGUGGACUCUAGAUCUUGGGUUUCACUUGCCUCAAGGCAACCUAUGGUCUCGUGUGAUGGAGUUGGCGGGUGAUGACGCAGCCGAAUCGGAGCUGUGCGUUGUGCCGACGCUGCUUGGUGAGCGGCAUGCACCCCAACAGAAUGCGUCCAUCUGCAACAUAGAUCCCGGCAAUCUGUCGCUUGGCAAAGUGUUCAAAUCUAUCUGUCGCGGCAUUAUCACCAAUCUGCACAGUGUGAUGCCUCGUGAAAUGCUACUGGAUGCUAACAUUUCGCGCAUACUGGGCAUAGGAUCUGCGUUGACGAGAAACAAAGUGCUACAGGAAGAGGUGCGUCUCUGCUAUCAGCUGCCUGUUGUCUUCAUUCCGGGCGGAGACGCUGCUUGGGGAGCUGCCUUGGCUGUCGCUUCAUUAGCACCACCCAGCUGAACUGGUUCGAACCGGUUUUAACAUCAGGUAUCAACUGGUUUCAACAUCAGUAACUACUAGGCUAUGAUCAUUCCGUAUAUUGAGUCUCAAAUCAGGUAAAGUAAAUCCGUAUGGCUUUUGUUGGUGAGAUCCCACCAACCGGUUUCAACAUCAGGUUUGAACUGGUUUCUACAUCAUUAACCCACUAUGAUCAUUCCAUAUAAUAUUGAGCUUCAAAUCAGGUAAAGUAAAUCCGUAUGG